UUGGGUUCCCCCUGACACCCUUGGGCCCCAAGAAACUCUCCCCCCUCGCGACGUCACGUCUGGAGGCUGGCUGCUCACUGUGUUCACCUCCAACAGAGAAACUUUACUGGAGGCUCAGGCUCUUCUGACGGCGGACCAAGUAAAAUCCUGUUUAGAGGAAGACGCAGCAGCGCAGAGGCCCUCCAUGGUGCAGGGAGACAGAAUCCGGAGCUACAUUCACUUCCACACCCGAAGGACGUUUUACACUAAAUGCCCUUUAUUUACAUUAUUAUUCCACGAAGGGAAGCCAGCGGUUUUCUUGGGUACCGAUAGCUUGUUUGGUGUACUCCCAUACCGGGCUGGAGGUGCGUACAGGAAUACGGUCAGGAAACAAUCGUUUUCCUUACUCAUAAGAGGUGAAAGGAGUGUUUCAAGGAGCCGAAAAUAGCUGGACCCCUUUUUGCCCUAAGUGUUUUUUAAGUUGCUGUUUGGUUUGGAUAUGGCUUCGAUCAGUUUGGGCCUCUUAUUUUCGUUCGGUUUGUUUUUUCCCCCGGUAUGUGUGUCAGCGAAGGAGCCCCAGAGCCAGAGCGGCUUCAGGAGGCUGUACGUGCUCCAGCCCGGGCCGGGGUCGGCCGGAGCAGACGGCCAAGUGCGAGUUAGCUCCAUAUCGACGCGUCAUGGCGCGGCAGGGCAGCCGCACACGUACAACGUGGAGCUCACAGCCAACCUCGACGCUCAGGUCCGGACCCGCAGAAUGGGCAACCAAGCGGCUUCAGCCCCGCAGUUCAGCCAGCAGCAGCAGCCGAGCGUCCGGCAGCGCGGACAGGCGCAGAAGCAGCUCCUGAAGUUGUCUGGUGUGAACGUCUGUGGAGGGCAGUGCUGUCAUGGAUGGAGUAAGGCUCAGGGAUCGCAGCAGUGUACAAAGCCCAACUGCAUCCCUCAAUGCCAGAACGGCGGAAUGUGCCUCAGGCCUCAGCUCUGUGUCUGCAAGCCUGGCUCAAAGGGGAAGGCAUGCGAACAGAAGACGGUGUCCACACACUCUUUUCCAGCACCGGCUGGGAAUCAGCCAACCAACGGGCACAUACCUGGUACCUCAAAUGGACAAGGUGUGGUACCUCAGUGGCCCAUACCUCAGCAAGUUCAUCCCAAUGGUUAUGGCUCGAACGCCCGUCCAGCUAACAACAUGGCCCAGAUGAAACUAAGUGUCAAGCCGCCCUCCCAGCUUGUACGACCACAUUACAUCCAACAUCACAUUCAACAACAGAUCCGGCAAAUGCCCAUGCACCCAGGUCAGAGCCAACAGUACGUUAUGAAGCCCAAAUACUAUCACCGCACACAGACGCAUAUCCUUUCCCAACCUGAGAGGCCUAUUCCCCUAACAGUGGGACAAAACCUCAACAAUGGUAACCAUACAGGAAGGAUUAAGGUGGUCUUCACACCAACCAUUUGCAAAUUAACCUGCACAGGAGGCAAAUGUCACAACAACUGUGAACUGGGAAACACCACCACCAUCAUCAGUGAGAACGGCCACGCUACAGACACCCUGACAGCACCCAACUUCAGAGUUGUGGUGUGUCACCUGCCAUGUAUAAAUGGCGGGAGGUGCAGUAGUAGGGACAAGUGUCACUGCCCUCCCAACUUUACUGGAAAGUUCUGCCAGAUGACUGUUCAAAAUGGAAUCCAGCAGCACCAGCAAACAUCUGGCAGCUACAGCCAAACUCAGGUCCACUCCACACAUACACUGCCUCUGACCUACAGCAUUGGCCAGAAUCCUGUAUUCAGCCCCAGCAUUGUCAACAUCCACAUCAAACAUCCUCCUGAGGCCUCUGUUCAGGUCCACCAGGUGUCUCAGCUGGAUAACUACCACAACAACGGGCACCAGCAGAAAGGUUCCCAGUCAGGCUCCUCUUCAUCCACCAGCUACACCUAUCACCACACAGAGAGCAGCCAGAAGAUCCAACACCAUGGCUACAACAUAGUUUAUCCCAGCCAGCAUGGCUACCAAGUCCCCCAGAACCAGCCUGUCACCUCUAAGAACACACUGGGUCGCUGCUUCCAGGAAACAGCAGGGGGUCAGUGUGGCAAGGCCCUGCCAGGUCUCACUAAGCAGGAGCAUUGCUGUGGCACCAUUGGGACAUCCUGGGGUUUCCACAAAUGCCAGAAGUGUCCAAAGAAAUCUAUUCCUCUGAUAGAUUGUCCUCGUGGUUACAAGAGAGUUAACAGCUCUCAUUGCCAAGAUUUAGAUGAGUGUCAGCUACACGGUGUGUGUCCUAAUGGAAACUGUCUGAACACCAUGGGCAGCUACAGGUGCAUGUGUAAACCCGGUUUUGUACCUGACUCCACGCUAACCACUUGCAUAUCCAACACGCCUGCCAUCCCAGAGGAGAAGGGGGCUUGCUUCCGUUUGGUCAGCUCAGGGAGGCAGUGUUUGCACCCAGUGUCUACCCAACUGAGCAAACAGCUUUGCUGCUGCAGUGUGGGCAAAGCCUGGGGCCCUCACUGUGACAAAUGCCCCCCUCCAGGAACAGCUAAGUUCAAAGACAUCUGUCCCGGUGGAAUGGGCUACACUGUUCUACCAAAUCCACCUUUAAACAAGCCAGUCACCGUUCACCAGGAGCCCAUUGACCUGCUACCCCCCCAACCCCUCCCAACACCAGAGAGACCAGUAGAGGCCUUUGGAACACCAGAAGAGAUUAUUCCAGAGGUUAUUGUGAAGCCUGCACCAGUGGAGAUCCUCCCAUCUAAUGCAGGCCAAGACAUCGCUCCCACCCAGUCAGCUGUGGUGGAUGAGUGCCAGAUCAACCCGUAUAUUUGUGGUCAAGGGAUUUGUUACAACACAGCCAUGGGUUACACCUGCCACUGUGAUGAGGGAUACCACCUGGAUGUCGCCCAAACCACCUGUGUAGAUGCAGAUGAGUGUUUGGAAAGUCCAUCUUUAUGCUUUGGUGGUCGCUGCACGAACACAGAAGGCAGUUUUCUGUGCGUGUGUUCACAGGGAUUCCUUAUCGAUGGAGAGGGAACCAGUUGUGUUGAUGUGGACGAGUGUUUAGAAGAACCCAGGCCCUGUGAGAAUGUGGGGGAGUGUGUUAACAACAUAGGUUCUUACACCUGUACCUGCCCCCAGGGAUACCGACAGAUCAACAGCACCAGCUGCAGAGAUGUUGAUGAGUGUGUGGAUGAACAAGAGCUCUGUCCCUCCCAUGCUGCAUGUAUCAACACAGAGGGAUCCUAUCUCUGUUUGUGUGAGAGUGGAUUCACCGCCAACCUUAGCACGCCCUCCUGUGAUGAUAUUGAUGAGUGUGGGCUCAAUGAGACACUCUGUGGCCCUCAUGGCUUUUGUGAAAACAGAAUGGGUUCCUUCCGAUGCCUCUGUGAAGAGGGCUACCAGGAAUCCCAGGAUGGCCAAGGCUGUUUGGAUGUAAAUGAGUGUGACCUGCUGAGCAGUGUGUGUGGAGAAGCAACGUGUGUGAACACUGAUGGUUCCUUCCGUUGUGUGUGUCCCAGCAGCAUGGACUAUAAUUUUAUGACUGCCAAGUGUGAGCCAGUUCCUACAGUGUCAUCGGUGGAGCGUAAGGAGUGCUACUACAAUCUGAAUGAUGAGAAUCUGUGUGAGAGUGUGCUGACCAGCCAUGUUACCCUGCAGGAGUGCUGCUGCACACUGGGAGCUGGAUGGGGUGAUAACUGUGAGGUGCAUCCCUGUCCUGUCAAUGGCACAGACCAGUUCAAUCAGAUGUGUCCAUCUGGAAGAGGUUUUAUUCCCAAUGGAGACUUGCUAUAUGGAGUACCCACAGCUGACACCUAUAAAGAUGCAGAUGCAAAUGCAGAUGAAUGUACACUGUUUGGUCAGGAGGUGUGCAAAGGAGGCUUCUGUUUGGACACCGUGGGCAGCUACGAGUGUUACUGCAAGACUGGACAGGACUAUGACUCUGCCAAACUGGAAUGCAGAGACAUCAACGAGUGUCUGGAUGAGUCGCUGUGUAUUAAUGGACAAUGUUUGAACACAGAUGGCUCAUACAUGUGUUACUGUAGACCUCCCAUGGUUUUGGACCCCAGCAGUAACCGCUGUGUCUUAAUUCCGGAGGUGGCUGACCAACAUGAGGCGGAGCAGAUAGACUACCAGGGUAUCUGCUGGCAGAAAGUUACAGAGACCAUGACGUGCACGCGGCCACUAGGUCCCAACAGGAAGACCACGUACACGGAGUGCUGCUGUCUCUAUGGAGAGGCCUGGGGCAUGGAAUGUGCUCUGUGUCCACACAGAAACACAGAGGAUUUUGCGUCCAUGUGUAACCUGGGUGGGCGGCGGUCGUAUGGUCGUGACGCCCUUGUUGCCGGCCCAGUCGAUGAAUAUGAAGUGAGCCCAGACUAUUCACCAUCACCUGAGCAGCAGGCUGUCCUGCCCUUUUAUGAGAAUGAGGAGUAUCCAUUCAAUGCAUUUGAGGGUUUGCAAGCAGAGGAAUGUGGGAUACUGAAUGGUUGUGAAAAUGGUCGGUGUGUCCGGGUUCAGGAGGGUUACACCUGCGACUGCUUUGAUGGAUACACCCUGGACCUGUCCCGUAUGGCCUGCGUUGAUGUGAACGAGUGUUCAGAGCUAAACAAUCGGAUGUUGUUGUGUAAAAAUGCGAAGUGCAUCAACACAGUGGGCUCCUAUCAGUGUGUGUGUCUGCCGGGCUUCACUGCCUCUGACAAACCAAACUAUUGUGUGCAGACAGCAACACAGCAAACAUCAACACACACAGUAAGCAUGGACAAACACUAAGGGGCAACAAGAGACACUAAAACCACACACAUAAGCUUGUAUUGCUAUACUUGUGAGGAUGUCCACUGACAUUAAGCCACUGCAAAAUCAUCAAAACUUACAUUACAAUUGUACUGCCUGGUCUAGUACACCUCUCCCAAAUCCCAAAACAUUUUACAACUGAUCAUCAAAAGUGAGUUUUAUUUUAUCAGUGUCAAGUAUUUCACUCAUUUUGCAUUUUACAGAACUUGUUUACUUGCUUUUUAUAUUUAUAUUUUCCAAUAUGAACAUUUUUAAAUAAACCAUUCUGAAAUACUAUAAAGUAAUCCCAAUGCUGAGACUUUAUUUAAUUUAAUUUUUUUAAAUGUUACACUUUUACAGACUGCAUUCUUAACAUUACAACUUACUCUGGUUUAUUUUGUUAAAUGAAUAGUUUGAUAUUUUAAGAUGUGCUUUCUUGCAUUCUUUCCAAGAGUGAGAGGAAACAUUGUCUGUGCUGUAUGUACGGAGCUAGAGCCAGGGGGUAAUAAGCAUAUCUUACCCUAAAGACUGGAAGAAACUACCAGAAUAUUCGCAGCAGCGCCUCCUUAGAUCUGUUAUUUCAUCCAUCAAAUAUAUUUAGCAGAAAGCCAUGCCAUGAAGAGAUUUUCAUUCCAAUAGGAAGGUUUGAAGGCAAUAUGCAUUAUAUUCACACCCUCGAAUACAAAUGGAGAAUUGAAAAUGUAAUGUGGCGGUACUAAUUAGCGAGUGAUUGUGGAUAGUGAGAGUAUACAGCCACAUGCAGGUACAAUGUUUGCAAUGUUAACUAUCUAUGUUUGCAUACCACCAUUUGUUAAUUGGCACAAAAUGCAAAAUCCAGCUGGCGCUGACCGACCAUCACUAGUUCUGGAGAUAUUUAGCCAUAAACCAAAGUUUUGACUAUUUUGUCCAAAUGAUAAACAAAAUCAUCAAAAUUAUUUGACUAAAAAUGACAAAUAUUCUGUUGGUUGCACUUUAGGAAAAGUCAGAGGAUCACCAAAGUCAUUAGAAUUCACCAUCCGGGGAUGAUGAAUGUCUGUACCAAAAAUCAAGGAAAUCCAUCUAAUAGCUGAGAAUGUUCCAGAGUAAUGAGCACCCUACAUUGCUAGCUUGACCUAUGAAUUUUGCUUUAAAGAAUCCUUUUGAAAUGUAUAGCAACAAGUUUAUUGUUCUCCCUGAGUAACUACAUCGUAUGCAUGGGCCAAUGAUAUGUUAUUGUGAGGAUAAAUUAUCAUCAGUAUUUUUUCUCUUACUUAGCUUAAUAUUUGAUGAAGUCGCUGAUGCGUCAUUUUAAGUUAUGUUUAACUAUGGUGUUUGGUAAAAAUAUCUUUGUCUUUAUUACACUGUUGCAAACAUUAAGAGGAUGGUAAAUGCUAAACUGAAGCCAAACAACAACCUCAUCCACAUUGUAUUAAUACAUUUGAUGAUGGCAACCUCAAUAAGGUGUGGAUCAACUAGCAUGUCUCCAAAAGCUUUAUUAUUUCACGAGUGGACAUUUGGUCCUUAAAAGUAUAGAAAUACAACAAUCACAUGGAUACGAAAACACACACUUUACUUAAUCAAAGCUUAUAUAUUCUGCACUGUAUGAGAUUACAUGAAACAGUCAUUUACUUGAGAUGAGAUUAUAUGUGGUGCCUAUGUGGGGGAUAAACAAAUUGUAUAAAAUGUAUGUUUUGUGUGUUGCUUUUCUAAGUGCGUUUCUUAUUUUGUUUUUACAUGAUGUUUUAUGUGUGUUAUAAGAGGCGUCUUUGCUCAUUUAACAAAUCGACAAACCCUUUGGACUUGUGCUGGGGGAUCCAGUUAUUAUUUUUAACCCCGUCAAACUGUUUGUGGAUAUUUAAUUCUGUAAAGAGGCCAACUGUCUGCUUCCUCUUGUCCACCAUUGCAAUCCCUCUGGCUGCUACAAAGCUUGUUUAUACACUACACCAAGUCAUGUAAUUUGUAAUAGGCUUCAUGUGGGAUUUUGUCUUUGUUUUGUAAGAGUGGUUUAAUGCAACCAUAAACCUAACUGUUUUCUGGGACAUAGGUUUCAUGUGUCUUGAAAGAACCUAAAAGACUUUUGUUUCCUGGUACUCAUUAUACACAUAUGGAGGGUAUGUUGACAUCACUGAAAUGUAUUUUUAAUUUUCGGAAUUCUCUUAUAUGCGUUUUACUGCAAAGUCUCACCAGGUUGUAAAGCUGCUAUGAGACAGGGAUGAGAGAGAAGAAACUUGUGUACAUUUAAACAAAAGAGUGGAGAAAACUGCUUAUGUAUUUGUAAUAUGUACAUGAAUAAAUAGCUGUCUUGACCAAUUCAUAUUACAGUGUACAUUAAACCACUUGGUGAU
Molecule: messenger RNA, 7059 nt
Organism: Centropristis striata (black sea bass)
Lineage: Eukaryota; Metazoa; Chordata; Actinopteri; Perciformes; Serranidae
Gene: ltbp1
Product: latent transforming growth factor beta binding protein 1
Exons: 27
Coding region: 479-4735 (1418 amino acids)
Molecular function (GO): calcium ion binding
Source: RefSeq, a predicted model, not a curated record